This is a messenger RNA of Raphanus sativus (radish), 617 nucleotides long. Its product is annotated as glucosamine 6-phosphate N-acetyltransferase-like. Gene Ontology annotation, biological process: UDP-N-acetylglucosamine biosynthetic process. NCBI's taxonomy places the organism in Eukaryota, Viridiplantae, Streptophyta, Magnoliopsida, Brassicales, Brassicaceae. The record is from RefSeq and is a predicted model, not a curated record. Bases 84 to 563 code for a protein of 159 amino acids. The transcript has a single exon. Gene Ontology annotation, cellular component: Golgi apparatus; endoplasmic reticulum; endoplasmic reticulum-Golgi intermediate compartment. Gene Ontology annotation, molecular function: monosaccharide binding; glucosamine 6-phosphate N-acetyltransferase activity.
UUCUCUGUGGGGUCGUAAUUAGUUCAGUUCCAACGAAGUGAAUCUGAACAGAACACAAAAAAAAAACUCAUCUUCGAUCUGCAAUGGCGGAAGCUUCUAACUCCGACACCGGCAAAGAGAACCCGACAUUCAAGAUCCGAAGGCUGGAGAUCUCCGACAAGAGAAAAGGAUACAUGGAGCUCCUCGGUCAACUCACCGUCGCCGAACCACUCACCGACGACGAAUUCGAUCAACGAUUCCAAGAGAUCAGCUCCUACGGAGACGACCACUUGAUCUGCGUGAUCGAAGACGAGUCUUCAGGAAAAAUCGCGGCGACGGGGAGCGUGAUGAUAGAGAAGAAGUUUUUAAGGAGCUGCGGGAAAGUCGGGCACAUCGAGGACGUGGUCGUUGACUCUGAGUUCCGCGGGAAGCAUCUCGGGAAGAGAGUCGUCGAGUUUCUGACGGAUCACAGCAGAUCCAUGGGUUGCUACAAGGUGAUUCUCGACUGUAGCGUGGAGAAGAAGGUGUUUUACGAGAAGUGUGGGAUGUUCAAUAGAGGGAUUCAGAUGUCCAAGUACUUUUGAUUGAAACUUUGUUUUUGCUUUUGUCUUUUUAUAUGAAAGUCUCUGUCUUUUUAA